This is a messenger RNA of Schistosoma haematobium, 8748 nucleotides long. Its product is annotated as Flap endonuclease GEN 1, variant 2. Gene Ontology annotation, molecular function: 5'-flap endonuclease activity. The transcript is spliced from 17 exons. The record is from RefSeq and is a predicted model, not a curated record. NCBI's taxonomy places the organism in Eukaryota, Metazoa, Platyhelminthes, Trematoda, Strigeidida, Schistosomatidae. The coding region runs from base 3442 to 4467 and encodes 341 amino acids.
AGCGCAUAUUUCGUUUGUUGCGUCACUUCACAUCAUAUUUGUGAUGCUAGUUAUUGUCCUGAAAGAAUAUGCCCAUUUUCCACUUAUCUCCAUAAAUCAGUGAAUAGAUAACAAUACAAGUAUGGCCUACCUUCCUCUCAUGUUAUAGCACAUAGAGGUCUUUUGAGUUCGAAAAACAGGAAGGGCUGGGAGUUCGCACGUUACUUGAUCUCUAGCUUCACAAUGGGAGUCCAUGGAUUAUGGGGAAUACUCUCAUCUGUCCAAGAAUACCGCCCCUUAUCCAAAAUUGGCUGCGAUUCUGUUGCUGUUGAUCUCAGUAUAUGGAUUUGUGGAGAUAAGUCAAUUGGACCCUUACCUGCACUACAUUUAAGUAUAAUAGUCCACUUUUGUUUUCCACAAGCAGGAAUUUGUUUUUCCGGUUAGUGGGUCUGUUACGUCAAAAUACCCUGCCUGUCGCAGUUUUGGAUGGUGUCGCUCCGUCACUAAAAUCGGAUGUUAUGGAACAAAGACAACAAAAAUGGACAGGGAAGAUCACAACUCAGAAAUGUACGAAACCAAAUCGUAGUAGAAUACGGUUCUCAAAAAUAUCUCAAGAAUGCAUUCAACUACUUAAUUCAUUUGGCAUUCCAUGGGUCCAGAGUCCUGGAGAAGCGGAAGCUAUGUGUGCAUUCCUUAACUCAAGUAAACUAGUGGACGCUUGUAUCACAAAUGAUGGUGACGCUUUUCUGUAUGGUGCUGAGACAGUUUAUCGUCAUUUCUCUAUGGAUAGUCGAGACUCCAGUGUUUGUGUUUUUCACAUGCAUCGUAUACGCAACGUACUGAAUUUGACGAAAUGUGAUUUAGUUCUACUUGGCAUUUUGUUGGGUUGUGAUUAUUGGGCAAGUGGUGUCUCUCGUUUAGGUCCAGUUGGAGCUUUACGUUUGAUUGCAUCCUUGAAAUCUCCAAAUCUGCAUGUAGAUGAGCAUUUCCUCAUUAAAUUUUUGACUUGGUUAACAAGUACUUGUCCACAAAAUUGCGAAGAUUUCAAUCUCAAUCCAUUUGAUCUUCGUGUAUGUCCAAGUGUUAUAAAAAUGUGGCUGCGUGUUGGCGUAGAAUUAAAGAAUUGUCCGUACGAAGAAGUAAGUCACCAAAAAUAAGGAAUCUGACUAAUUAUGUCAUUGUUUAUUAGGCCGUGAUGGCAUUAGUCUGAGUCAUAUUAAAAUGCACAGACUUCUUGGUUAAAGUUGUUAAAAUAAUCUUAAUCUAUGGUAGAAAACCUCUAGUUCUUACUCUCGGGGUAGUCAGUGACUUGUCAUACGUCGAACAGGUCUUCAACAGUUCAUUCGAUAAGGAUUCACAACCUGAUAAAUGCAGUCCGUCACAACAACAAAUAAAUAAUGAAAGUUUCAAAUGGGUUCUGGGAAAUUAGGUUUCCAUUAUGUUUGUAUUUACUGUUUCUGACUAUGUUAUAUACCGAUAAGAAUAAUGAAUGGUAACUUUUGGGAUCCAUUUAUGGACCGAUACUAUGCGUAUAUUUUCAUUGUAUAAUUGUUAAAUAACUAAACUAUUCAUUUUCAUGUCCCUCUUAUUAUGAGCUCUAUUUUGACCUAUGAACUAUUAUUCUAUGAUUUACAAUUCUUGAAUUAUGCCCUGUCUACUAAUUACUACCUCCCACACUCGCAGCCACAUUUGGCUAAAUCUUGUACAAAUGUUGUUUCCUAUUUUAUGGUAUGAUGUGGUCUAUCUGGUUGGUAUAUAACACUAGUAUGUUUGAAAUAAAUGAUUCAUAUUGCAGAGGCUGAGAUUGAUGUUCUGGACUUAACUGGCAGGGCUAGGCGGGAAGCGGGACCGAUAAAGACUCUUUUGAGUCAUUAGUCCGGUCGAUAAUUCACUGUUCUCUAAUUGGAGGUCUCAUUAAGUUAUACAUUAACAGGGCACAGGCAACAAGUUAUAACAGACUAAAAGAUUCAUGUUCCCAAGGUGAACUGUACUAAAUAACUAAGCCAGUUAAACUUAAUGUAGAACCCGACAUAUCCGUUCAAGUUCCCGUACCCCAUUAGUAUAUCGAGAUGAAAUUGUUAGGGCGAAUCACAGAAUCACAGAGGUAGUAACAGUAUUAGUGGUAGUAGAAGCGACCAGGAAUAGAAGUUACUAUUGAAGAAAAUAUGAAUUAGUGAAAUAAAAGGGUUUUCGUAAAGAAUUUAGAAACGUAGAAUCUAAGGAGUGACGAAAAGUGUAUACACCUUCACCGUUUGUAACGAUUUUGAGCCAUUUCCUAUAAAGUUUCUAACUAGAAGUUUUAAUAAUCGUGCGGACUCUGACCAGGUAGUCUAUUUCUGCCCAGAACGCUAAAUAGUUGUGGAUGUUUUUCGUUUGUGUCUUUCAGAAACUAAGUUCUUAUCAUUAUUUGUGUUCAAAGUUCAAACACAACCAAUCCCGUAAACACCAAGUCUGUCAAUGAGAGUUAUUUAUUCCUGACAGUUGACCACUUGAACUACCGAUUCACUGGAUGAACUAACUCAAAAUAUGCCUGUACGUAAUCCUCUUUUUUCUCUCUUCAUUCCGUCAACAUUAAAUUCUUAAAACUAAAUUUCAGCUUCCAAUAUACACUCGUGUAUCUUGUUUUAUUUAUGAUUAGACCAGGCAAUAUAGAAUAAAGCCGAUCCAUGUUUAACUAUUUGAAAUAUAUAUUACAUCCAUCUGUCUAAUCAUUUGUUAAAGUAUGGAUAUUGAAAUUAAUGAGCGUCGUUAAAAACUAUAAAGCUAAAUAUAACGGCUCACUUAUCAUAGAGUAAUUUGAAGUAUGAAAUGGCGAAUUGAUGGGAGUGGAAUGUCGUCUUAGAAAGACGACGAUGACAGUCUUUACCACUAUUUUUAUGCGUUCUUUGUUUUAUCCAAUCACCGAGUCAACAAAUGUGGACACACUGACUACAGAAAUCCAUUUGGCUGUUUGAUACCUAUUGUUAGAUACCAGAUAUUCAAAUCGCGAUGAAUGAAAACCCAAUAUAUAAUUUUUUCUAACUAACAGGAUGACAUUUCAUCCACGCAUGUAUUUUUUUGGAAAUGUUUAAAUUCAUGUCUAGUUAUGAUUCAUUUACUGUCUGAACGAUGUACGUUGAUACGUUUACUCUUAGUGUCUUUGUUUUAUCCAUCAGUGAAUUCCAAGAAUACAUCCACUAAUUGAAACAAUUCAAAUUUAAUACAUGAACGUAUGUAAUACGUGAUCCUCGAAAAUCCUAUAAUGUUAACCAAAUAUUUUAUUGAAUACCCAGUUUUAUUUAUUUAUUUUUGUUCUAGAUAUUUGCAGAAUUCUUAACUAGUUUUGAAAAUCGUAAUUGGAUCUUACCCAAACAGGAAUCUGUUUGUCAGUGGAAACGACCAGAUCCAAGAAAAGCUGUAUCUUUUUGUCAAAUUCAUUUAAAUUGGGAUCCAGCCUAUACUCUUCAACAUUUUUUACCAGUUAUGGCAUUAUGGGAUUUAAGACAUCCUCAAAUUUAUAAUUCACCUUCAUAUAUCAAGUCGUUAAUUGAUUAUCAAAUUGAUGAUUCUGUUAUUUUGAAACCUUUAAGGAUAGUAAAGAAACGCAUAGUUAAUUAUGUAGACUCUUACGAAGUCGAGUGGGAAAGAUUGGGAUUCGACAAAUGGUCCGGACAAAAAAAUAUUCUGCAUCCCAAUGAUGAAAAUGUUCAGAAUAUGAAUACUUCUGAUAAUUGCAAUUAUUAUUUUUCUGUACCACAAGUAGAAUUUCGUAGAGCUCAUAGUGAAAUUUGUUCUGUGUUCGAAAAUUCCACGCGUCAAAUUCUAAUUGGGAAGAAAAAAACAAAGUCGAAGUUGUCUAAAAUUGACAAAAAUCAACUUAUGUUAGAUGAAGCAUUCAAGGGUUUAAGUAUAUCAACUAAAAAAGGAAAUAAGAGUGAGUCAGAAAAAGACAAAAGUCCUAAUAUUUUGACUUCGCUUACUAAUCUCAUUAAGCAUCCAGUGUGGGAGUCAGACAAUUCAAGCAUUGAUGAAAAUGAAUAUGUUGAUUACAAUAAUGAUGUAAACAGAAAUCACAAGCAUAUGUUGCCUGAAUCCAUCAUUUCCGAAAUGAAUAUUGGUUAUAGUAGUGAUAUUGAAGCGUACAAUCACACUGGUCGCGAAUCGCCAUCACCGUCUCUCUCCGCUGUAUGCACAUUUUCAUCUCCAUUGAGUAGUGAAUUGAAAUCUACAUUUUCUAACUUGACCAAACGCUCAUCUUCAUUGUCUAAUUUAUUUAAUAACCCACGUUUACAAUUGCAAACUUCUCUUCUAUCCAAUUCUUUUGUAUCUGAAAGGAAAAUCUCACAUUCCAAUCUUUUGUCACCAUCAAUCUUCUCUAGUUGUUCUUCUUCUUGUUCAACUGACAAAGAAGAUGAUAUAAUUACUGGUCAUAGUGUUUCACGAAUAAUUGAAAAAUUCCGUACACCUAAAACAUUAAAAGAUCGGUUAGGUGUUGUAAAUUAUUUUUAAUGAAUGAAUCGCUCUCACUAAACUAUUUUAUUGAAAUAGUAUUACUUUUUUUAUCCACCUUUUUGCCUUAUUCCAUGCUUGUCUUUAUAUGAAUUACUAUACAACCAGGAAAUUUUUUUAACUUUUUAAAUGCUUAUGAUUUUUUCUUCUCUCUAAAUAGCCUUUCUUGUAUUGUCGUCUUUAUUUUUUUUACCCUGUUGUAAAUACAAUUUAUUGUUUUUUAAAACCUGUUUCUAUGAGAUGUUUUCAAAAUUUAUUUAAAUGAAACAGAUUUUAUUUUCUGUAGAAAUAUGCUGUCAUGAAUGUUGAUGAAAGAAUGCGUCUGUGUUCCUAGUUAUUCGUAUUAUUUUAACUUCGGUGUAUUUUAAGGAAUAAAGCUACUAGUUAAUUACCAUAACACAUAAAUGACACCUUUCUUUGCUUAUCAGGAAAAGGUAUUCACUUACUCAUCAGAGCUUUGACAAAUUAAACGGUAAAAUUUUAAAGUUUGUAUGGUUCGAGAGUAUCCAUAUUUUCCGGUAUUAGUUUCUCAACUGCAUAACCAAACUUGUUUUAGAAUCCUCUGGUUACUUAAAAUUGUUUUGAGCUGGAGUAAUGUCUUUCCGGACAAGAGAAAUGUCAUUAAUAAACUGUUUUUUUGGACCACUUUCCUUUGUUUUUACUUGUUUAGUGUGAGAAAACGUGUGGGUUGUGGAUUUCGUUUCUUUUCAUCAAUGAACAUUACGCUAAAUACCAACUCAGUGGUAUUAAAACCUGACUGAAUUCGUCUUAUUUCCUUUGAUUGACGACAAAACGAUUUACCAUCGCACCAGAUAGUUCAUGUACGAGGACCUAGCGUCUUUAGAUCGUUUAGACAUAUCGACGAUAAACUCAAAUCAAUAAAACACAAUACCACUAUUUUAUUUUAACAAAGAUCCCAUAGUACUCACUAUAGGUUACUAUUUUGCCUUGACUAUAAACGUUAUAGAUAUAUAACUAUUCUUCAACAAUGGUUUCAUGUCCGUUUAUAUUCUACACAUAGAUAAUGACUUCUGCAACUGGCAGUUAUUGGUUUCAGCGAAUUAUCACUUUGAAAAAGAAGUCACGUGGAUGUCAUUAUGUUACGGAUGAGAUUCGAAAAGCUUUGCCAGAAAUUGGACAAAUACAAAUGGGUAUUUUACAUCUUUUUAUUCAGCAUACAUCAGCUACUCUAACAAUUAAUGAAAGUUGGGAUCCAUCUGUUACAACAGAUAUGGAAAUGGUUCUAAAUCAUCUUGUACCUGAGUCACUUAAAUACAAACAUAAUUGUGAAGGUGCUGAUGACAUGCCUGCACAUGCAAAACAAGCAUUACUUGGUGGACCCAGUAUUACCGUACCUAUUACAAAUGGUCAGUUAGCCUUGGGUACUUGGCAAGGAAUAUGGCUUUGUGAACAUCGGAACUCUGGUUCUUCGCGUCAAGUAGUGGCCACAAUACAAGGAUGCCUACGAUAGUACAAUUGAAGUGAAUACUUUUUUUCCGUCAAUUAUUUCUUGUCUCUGUUGUUCUAUUGCUUAAAUGGCUGCUCGAUUUCUUGGUUGUGAACUGUUUUGUACACAUAACAUUUGAAUUGCUUUUAAUGUAAUUCUUCGACGACUCAUAUAUUUAGGUUUAAUAUCUUUAAAAUUUCACAUUAUCAAUGUAAAACUUCAUUUCCAGCUACCCGAUCGUUUCUCAUGUUUGCUUUAAUCCUCCCGUCUCUAAACUUUUUUUCUUGUCACAUAUUUGUUGUUUUUUUAUAACACAAUAUUGUAUUAACGAGUGAUUUCUUCAGUUUGGUACUUUGUUCUGUUCCGGAAAUUAUGUAACAACUACCUAAAGCUUGAAAUACUUGAGUCUGAUCUCUAGUGGUGUUAGAGGUACACACUAUUGAGAAGUCCCAUGCUAGAACAAAACAGCUUUCUAAUUCUCUUGUUUUAAUGACUUCUGAGUUACAGUCAUUCCGUAUAAUAAAUUGUCUUUAUGUUUCGUUUUUCUGCACAUGCAUUUGUUUUUUAUUGUAGGUUUCGUUUGUUUUAACAUGCAUCAAUGAAUAACUAAAGAAAAUUUAUUAAAACCUCAAUUGAUUUAUUUUUUGAGUUCUGAAGAAAAACAAUCCAUACCCGACAUUUUUUAUAUUGUUUAGGUUUUCGUUUACCGUAUUACUUCAGUGACAUAAACUCCAUGUGUCCGUAGGUAUUGUCUCUUUAUGCUGUUUACGUAAAUUCAAAAUGUUUUGAUAUUUUAACAUUUCGCCGUACUAAAGAUACACAGUCCCGAUUGUAAAUGCUUUUGUAGUAAGAAGUAGCACAAUAUGCAUAUCAUAAGCGGAGAUGGUAGUGGUCAGCAAUGGAAUCCAGGGCGCGCGUUUCGUUCUAUUUAGGACUCGUUAUCUGGAUGUCCCGAAUAGGAUGAAACGCGCGUCAUGGAUUCCACUGCUAGCUACCAUCCACCUCCACCUAUAAUGCUUGUGACUUAAGGUAAUCCGCACGUAUGCUGAUAAGAGACUGAUCACUUUCAGUCCUAAACAUCAAUGGGAAGAUUCAAACAACCAAUACAAUAAUGAAUUAAUAUGCAAAUCAAUUCUAUCUGUUAAAACUGCCGAUCUUCCUGAAAGCAGGGUUGAUAUUGAAAUACUUAAAAUUUUAAGAUUUACAAAACAUAACUUUUAACCAUUAUUUCUGAAAUGUAGGUGUGAAGAAAGUUCAACAACCAACGGAAUACAUAGUAUAUUAUCAAUCAUUCCUCGUACACACAAACAAACUGAAAAUGUACAAUUGUCAACAAUUAUAGACAUUUUCAGUAAUUUAUAUAGCAGAAUCACUACACCCAUUCAGAAGUUAUCGACAAUUUCACUUUAGAGCAUGUGAUGGCUGUAUAUGCAUAUUACAGUAUUGCAGUAACACUCAAAGUGUUCAUGAGACUAUGACUAUGUAUUGAACUUAAAACUUUUUAUAAUUUAAGAAACAGAAACUGUGAUAUAGUUUGAGCUGAAAAUGAAUACGAAUCAACACAGUGAAAAAACAAGCACACUAAGCAAGUGCAAAUUAACUCGUUCAUUCAAAACAAAAAACUUCUCUAACAAAGAUACCCGUAUAUUUGCAGAUUCAUAUGUAUUGUUAUGGGUUAACGAAAUUGAUACUUAUGAAGGAUUACUCUAAAUUAAUACAAAAUGACAUCAAACUAAAUUGAUGCAAUCAAAAUGUUAAGCUGAAUUUAUUUAAAUUAUGUUACAUAUGAUACAAACUGAAAAUUUAUAUAAAUGAUGCACUAUACUAAAGAAACUAGCACACUAAAUAAGUUACGAGACCCCUACUACUAGUUCAUCAUACAAUACGAUGUCAGUCAGAUACUCCAAGUCAAGAUAGCUUUCAGGUAGAAUAUCAAUUCCUGGAAAGUCAGACGAACUGUUCCCUAAAAAAGGAUAUCUAUAAAAGAAAACUGAUGAGAUUAAUGGCCCAUGAAAAGUCCACUUGCUAUAUUAUUGCUCUAGAUCUAAGGAUUAUACUGAUCAUCUAACAGCUGUAAUGUGGGUAGGAUUCCAAAGAUUUAGAAUAGGUACCCUAUGAACACACUCAUAAGUGUUCCAUGUAACGUUCAGUGUAUGUAAUAAUUUAGGAUUGAUCUUAAAUAAGCUCAGUGAGCUUCACAAAGUAAUAUGGUGAGUCGUUUCGUCACCUUUUUAUUCGAUUGCAGUUCAUAUAGGUUAAAUAUUGAUACAAAUAUUUUAUUGAUCUCCAUAUAAAGAUGACUGAAUUGUUUAAAGAUUCCAAUCAGAUACUUGAACAACAAUGAAAAUCGUUUUUUUCUUUACUCCAAAUACUUCAAAAUGAAAAAGCAAUCAAUUUGAAAUUUCUCAUAUCAUACACAUAAGAUCAACAUGAUUCUAUUCAAUAAGGAUAAAUCGAUAAAGACACGGGAUAAUUAUUUAAACCUAUCAACCAAAUGAUCGUAACCAUAGUAUCUGUAAAUAGCUCAAGUAUAUUUAAUACGGGAGAAAAAAAAUCUUAAAUCACGUUACCAUUCAUUAUUUACAUUUCAAGUGCAUAUAGGUGAUUAUAAUUUGAAUUCAUCUAAUGAAAGUACCUGCCUCUUAUUUUUGGUUAUAUAAUCUGUGAUUUCAACUUCCGAAUUACAACAUCAAUAACCGAAAGUACUAACAAGUUGCAUCUAUUUCAGUGGGUAUUAUGAAGAUACUACAUUAUGUAGGUUAACUUAUAGAUGAUACUAUUUAACUGAAUUAAAUUUGUUAUCAAAGAUCGAUAUAUUGAUUUCAUAUAUCUGG